Messenger RNA from Vespa crabro (European hornet), 2721 nucleotides. RefSeq lists its product as uncharacterized. Lineage: Eukaryota; Metazoa; Arthropoda; Insecta; Hymenoptera; Vespidae. The record is from RefSeq and is a predicted model, not a curated record. The coding region runs from base 400 to 2622 and encodes 740 amino acids. Gene Ontology annotation, molecular function: protein binding. The transcript is spliced from 7 exons. Gene Ontology annotation, cellular component: clathrin coat of trans-Golgi network vesicle.
UACUCGGAAGUACAGUACGAGUAUGCGCGCAUCUAGUUUGUAUUUCUUUAUAGUUAUGUAUAUCAACAGUUCUUUAAUAUAAUUUAAAGAGAAAAUAAUUUGUUUUUGAGAAGCAUUAAAUAUGAUAAGUGAUCUUAAAAAAGGGCGAGCCAUCUGUGUUGAGUAAAGAAAUGUGAUAUAUGUAUGUAGUUCAACGAAAUAUUCAUGAAAAUCUAUAAUAUUUUAUUGGAAAUAUCUAAUGGAAUUUAACGCGUUGCUAUAUCUUUUAUUUAUUAUAUUAAAUGUAUAAAACAAUAAUAUAAUUUUUAACACACGAAAUGUUUAUACAAAGAAGAUUGUGUUUUAUUGACAAGUUGGAUUAAUGAAAAUAUUUAUCAAAGUUAAAAUUUCUAUAACAAGAUGAAUAAAAGUCACAUGGAUAAAAGAUUAAAUCAGCUACCAACUUGGUUGUGGGCUAAUUCCGCUACUUUACCACCGAUAUAUAAAAUUGUAUGGGAAGCAGUAAGAGAAGAUAGAAUUAAAUCUAAUGGAUUGCAGACUGAAGUUUUAGUCGACACUAAUAAAGUUUUUCCAUUAUUACUUACGAGCCAACUCUCAAUGGAGGUUCUAGGUCAUAUAUGGAAUUUGGCUAAUCAAAAAUAUGCCGGACAACUUACAGAACAAGAACUUUAUAUCGUACUUGCUCUUGUUGCUGCCGCACAAGCAUCUUAUACGUUUAAUAGCUUAGAUAUAUUACAUUUACUUCCAUUUCCGCCAAUUCCAUAUUUAAAUAUAGAAUGUGUAUUAAAUGUUCAAUCUACAAUGUAUGUUAAUGCCUCAUCAAAAUAUCAAGCUAAUAAAAAGGAGGAAUCUAAUAAUAAAUCAAUGAAUUUUGAAGAAAAAUAUACGUCUGAAGUUAAAGGAAAAAUAAAUAAAACUGGCCAAUUAACAUUUGAUUCCAAUUUACCAGUAUCAAAUGUAUUAGAUAAGACACCAUAUUUAGACAAUGAGACAUGUUCCACUCUAAUGAUAAGUUCUAAUUCAUCAAAUCCAUGCCCUCGAGAUUAUUCCAAAUAUACUAAAAUUCGUUCAGAAAUGAAAAGUAAUAUAUGUACGUUAGAUAAUAAUGAUGAUUUUUCUGAAUUUCAAAGUGCUCCUAUUGUCAAUAAUACACCUAGCAUGUCGAAUUGGGAUAUGAGACAAGGCUCUGCAAUUGGAAGUAGACUUGCAAAUCAUAACUUAGGUGUUAAGAAACCAGUUGAAAAACCUAAAAGAAAUAAUACAAAUUCUAAAACUAUGAACUUUCAUAUGCAAACGCAUACUUCUUUAUCAUCUUUAAAUCCUGUCUCUCAAAAUUUAUCAUUAGAACGUUUAUCAGAAUUAUUUCCUAAAUGUGCGAUAAAAAAUCAAUCGAAAACUGUAAUAUUAAAAGAUACUAUUAUAAGAAAUAAUGAUUUAUCAAAGGACAAUGGUGAAACUAUAAGAGAUCUGAAAGCUAAUAUAUUAGAAAAUAUACAAUUAUCUGGUAAUAAAUCUAUAAUGUGUAAAUUAGAAUCUACUGAUAAGGCUGGUAUUAAAGAAGUAAAAUCUGAUCAACGAGAUUUAAUGAAUUUACAAUCUACUGAAGAUAAAUACAGUGCAUUACGUGCAUUAGUAAAUGAAACAUCUGUAACAAAUAAAACAAACUCUGUUGACAAUAUUGCAUCAAAUGAUGAAUUUGGAGAAUUUGUUUCUGCCGAACAAACAAUUACUGACGCUAAUUCUAUUUUGGAUAAUUCCAAUCCUGAAUACUUCAGAGAUACAAUAACAAGUUUUGAAACAAAGUCUUUUAAUAACACUGAUGAUAAUAAUACAGCAGGUAUUGACAUUAUACAAGAUAUAUCUCAAUCUUUGAACAAUGUCAAAUUUGGAGACAAUAUUGAAGAACAAAGAAUUAAUGAAAAAUUUGAACCUAAAAUUGAACCAGGUAAACUUAUUCAAAUGGAAGAUGCUAUAUCUCUUAAUAGUAUAGAAUUGAUGAAUGGAAUAUCUGAUCGGACAAUAACAAGAUCAGGUUCUGUACCUAGCUUAGAUCUAAAAUCCUUUUUACCUACAAAUUCAGAAGAAGAUCAAAUAAUACAAAUAACACAGCAGACAGUUUAUUGGGAGUGGAAACAAUAUAUGGAAAGUUGUAUAUCAUUAUUACAAAUCGCAGCUAAUAUAUUCACUAAUAUAACAUCCGAAGUUAUAUUAAAUGAAGUAUUAAAUUCCGCACAAGGAUACAAUUUUCUUUGUAAUUUAGCUGAAGUUGCAGCAGUUUGUAGACGAGUCAAUUUUUCAUAUAAGGAAAUGGAUAUAAAUAUUAUCGGAUUUGAUGAUCUUCUUAUGGAUAUCGAUAGAAUUUGGGCAGAAAUGGAACCCUUUUAUGCUAAUAUACCAAUCGUAACAGAACUACCAACUUGGCCUUUGCAUCAAGGUGAAUGCAUUUCUUGUGCGCUCUGUUUAACUGUCAUUACCAGCGACAAAGUAAUUUAUAAUGAAAAUAAUUAUCACGUAACCUGUGCAAAUUUAUGGCUGAAUUGUGUAAACAAUCAAUUGCCUGCGAUACAAUAUCCCACAUUCUAUUCCUUUACAAACAUAUGUUCAACUAAUAAUCACAUUUGACACUAACUUAAAUAAAGUUAUAUUUCGAGUUACAUUGUACAGUUUAAUCAGAAGAAAAUACAGUAUUCAAGUUGGAAAAAUAAAAAUGAUGCAACCAUA